AUGUCCGAGGCCUCGUAUUUGUGCGUUGGAUCUGUGAGGACUGCAGGAAUCCAUCCAAAGCUGUCAGUGUCAGGAUGCCACAACCGUGCUUCUUCCACAACGAUGCCCGGAGUUAUGGCAUGCAGGAGAAACCCCCACAACGCCAGCGACACACUGAUACUCUCCACGGGCAGCCAUGGCACCCUCACAACGCCCUCUUACGUCACUGCUGACGUCACACACACAUACAGCCCCUGGAGGAACGGAAGCACAGACGACAACAACAACAACAGCAGCAACAUCACCACCACCACCAACAACAGCUUCAUCAUCACAGGCAGCUGUGACCUCCUCCCCCGCUGUGAGUCCACCGCCUACCUCCCCGCCGCCUCCACUAUCGUCUCGACCUUUGACCUCAAGUGUGAGCGCUCCUCGCUCAUCUCCCACAUCACCUCCAUACAGAUGAUGGGCGUGGCCCUGGGCUCCUACCUGAGCGGAGAGGUGGGGGACAGGUGGGGGCGGAAGGCUGUCAUGUACCUCAACCUGUCGCUCAGCGCUCUCGCCAACGGCUUGGCUGCCUUCGCACCCUCCUGGAAGAUUUACGCUGCCCUCAGGUUCCUGAUCGGUGUGAGCGGGGGUGGGUGCGUGGCGCUGUCCCUCUACUACCCGCUCGAGUUUGUCACCGCCAGGUGGCGUGUGGCUGUGGCGGGAAUCCCGUCAUGGGACCUGGGGCUGGUUAUCUACGGUCUGCUCAUGCUGGCCUUCAAAGACUGGGUCCUGAUCCACGUGAGCACAGCCGUCCUUUCCGUCCUCCUACUGGUCGUUGUCUUCUGGAUGCCUGAGAGCAUGAGGUGGCUAGUGGUCAACUACAGACGGGACAAAGCUGAGGCCGUGGCCAGGAGGAUGUGCCGCUACAACAACAGACACCUGCCCAACGCCCAACCCGGACAGAUCUUCCCGACCAAAGUCCUCGCAGACCAGGAGGAGACUGAGCAGCAGACGAGACCACCCAGCGUCCUCCAGUUGUUCAGCCGACCCCUGGUCCUCAUCACAACGCUCAGCUUCUUCAUCUACUUCAGUAUGUCGGUCAUGUACAUGGCCAUAGCCUUCAGCAUCAGCGCCCUCUUCGGAAACUUCUACCUCAACUUCAUCAUCUUCGCCCUUCUCUCUAUCCCCGCCUCGGUGCUGGUCCCUCUACUGGGCCAGAAGAUGGGGAGGAAGAAAGGCGUGAUCUUCCUCCUGGCGGUCAGCGCAGUGGUCGGCCUGGCUAUCGUGGCCAUCUUCUUCGCGGGCUCGGGCAGUGGUCAGAAGACGAGUAUGACCAUCCUGGCGCUGUGUAUCUCGGCACUAGUGGACCAGGCGUGGACUCUAGAGACUGCACACUCCGUGGAGCUGUACCCGACCGCCGUGCGAGCUCUAGGGUUAGGGUUCGUGUCCCUGGGUGCCCGGCUGGGCGGUAUAGCGGCCCCGUACGUUGUCCCGCGUGAGCCUGACUCGCUGUACGUGAGUUAUCUCAUCAUGGCGGGCCUGGCGGUGAGCAGCUGCUGUAUGCUCCUGGCGCUGCCGGAGACCAGGGACCGCGCGCUGCCAGACGACAUCCUACAGGUGGAGCCUCCAGUGGACGGUCACGUGAUCGAUGACGUCACUGGGGUGAUUGGUGUCGGGGGGACAGACGGUGUGGGCGAGGGGGAGAGGGGGGAGAAGAAGGGUGGGGAGAAGGGAGAGAAGAGGGAGAAGGGGGAAAAUUGUGGGGAAAAGUAUAGGGAGACAGUCGGGGAGUCGGAAAUCGGGACACUGCUGGGAUCAGAGGUGAGCGUGAGGGCAACGGUGGACAAUUCUCGUCUGUCUCUCCGGGACGUGGUGUGACUGUGGGACGUGGUGUGACUGUGGGACGUGGUGUGACUGUAGACUGUCCGGUGGAGGGACGUGGUGUGACUGUCUCUAUCCCGUGGAGGGGCGUGGUGUGACUGUGGGACGUGGUGUGACUGUCUCUAUCCCGUAGAGGGGCGUGGUGUGACUGUGGGACGUGGUGUGACUGUCUCUGUCCCGUUGAGGGAUGUGGUGUGACUGUGGGACGUGGUGUGACUGUCUCUGUCCCGUGGAGGGGCGUGGUGUGACUCUCUAUCCCGUGGAGGGACGUCUGUUUUAGUUUUUGUAACAUUUUACGGCGCUCACAGUUGCAUAAGGUCAUAUGAACGCC
Aplysia californica (California sea hare) is the source of this 2179-nucleotide messenger RNA. RefSeq names its product solute carrier family 22 member 7. Gene Ontology annotation, biological process: transmembrane transport. Gene Ontology annotation, cellular component: membrane. The transcript is spliced from 3 exons. The record is from RefSeq and is a predicted model, not a curated record. Lineage: Eukaryota; Metazoa; Mollusca; Gastropoda; Aplysiida; Aplysiidae. Gene Ontology annotation, molecular function: transmembrane transporter activity. The coding region runs from base 1 to 1845 and encodes 614 amino acids.